Aplysia californica (California sea hare) is the source of this 903-nucleotide messenger RNA. Its product is annotated as ficolin-1-A. Lineage: Eukaryota; Metazoa; Mollusca; Gastropoda; Aplysiida; Aplysiidae. The coding region runs from base 83 to 487 and encodes 134 amino acids. The transcript is spliced from 4 exons. The record is from RefSeq and is a predicted model, not a curated record.
UUUACAGGUAUUUCAGAAGCGCUUUGAUAACAGUGUGGCCUUCAACAGAGACUUUGCCAGCUACGAAGAUGGUUUCGGGGACAUGGACGGAGAAUUUUGGCUUGGUCUUCGUAACAUCCAUGAGCUGAUGGCGGGUAAGACGCAUACUCUGAGGUUGAAGAUGAAGAGCGGCGGCAGCUCUUACUCGAAGCUAUACUCCACGUUUGGUGUCGGCGCCGGGCCUGACUAUAAACUCAGUACUGGACGAAACGGGGAAGCGAAUGGACUAUGGGUGAAUGAUGGGUCCGCCUUCUCCACCAAAGAUCAUGGCCCAAAAAAAAACUGUCCUUCAACUCGCGGGGGUGGUUGGUGGUUCAGUGGUUCCAACUGUGGCUACACAAAUCUGAAUGGACAAGCCAGACAGGCCAACUACCUGGGGAUGUACUGGUAUCCGAUAAGAAACAGUCACUACCUGACAGAGACUGAGAUGGCAUUCAGAGCUGCCUAACUCUUUCAGCACGCAAAGGAUUCCACAAUGUUACGCACCAAAGUACGAAGGGUGUUACCUUAAAACAGCUAUAAUUCAGUCAAAUAUUGAUGGAUUUGUUUGUGUGUGUUUUCAAACUUUACGUAAUUAGACAGAGAAGCCCAAUAUGGGUGAAAAUAGGUAGUAGAUGUAACACCGGACCAGGUGCAGAUCUAGGGUUUACGAAAUCGGUACCCCCAAAUGGUCACUUAAGUGGUGUUCCGGAACCAAAGAGCUAUGGCUCUACCUAGGCCUUCUUGGGUAAUCCGAGAGAGGCUGGCUAGUCCUCCUACAGGCCAUACUCUUGUUUCUUUUAGUACAGGUUUUACGGCGCUCGCAACUGCAUGGUCAUAUGAGCGCCAGAAGAUUAGAGGUGUUACAAGAGAGUAACAAACACA